Linum tenue is the source of this 2767-nucleotide messenger RNA. The record is from the annotation of a GenBank genome assembly. NCBI's taxonomy places the organism in Eukaryota, Viridiplantae, Streptophyta, Magnoliopsida, Malpighiales, Linaceae.
ACUUGCCAAACAACCCCGAAUCUUGAUUUUGGAGAAGCAUGCAAUUGGGCCGGCGGUAAUUUUCAAGAAAGGCGUUAUUGCUUAGGUCAACCGGGCGUGGGUUAUAAGACCGUUGGGUUGGGCGGAAGGGGGUUACAACUUACAGGAGCUGGCCGUAUAACUGGAAACAAAUUCCAGCCUUCGAUUUGCAGAAUAGAGUUGCAGAGGAAAAUCAUAAAAGCUUAUGUAACCAAGCUUUUUUUUCAUUGCUGCUGUUGAGGGGAAGAUAGUUUUUUCUGAAAUGGAAAUCGCUUGUCAUCAAUCUUCAGAAAUGCAAGAGCCCAGCAUCGACACCGACAAACUCAGUUACGAAAUCUUUUCCAUCCUCGAGAGCAAGUUUCUCUUCGGCUACGAUGAUCAGAAGCUCUGGGUUCCCAAGCAAAUUUCUCCCGCGCUGGCGGUGGAGCAGAAGCCCGACCCUCUGUUGCCGGCGAUUCCCGCGGCCGACGGGGGAAACGGCGUCGCUGCAAUCAAGAACCAGCGCGGCAAAAUCUGCAUACUCUCAAUUGACGGUGGCGGGAUGAGAGGGAUUCUUGCCGGGAAGGCGCUGGCUUACCUGGAACAGGCGCUCAAGACGAAAUCGGGCGACCCAGACGCGAGAAUCGCCGAUUACUUCGACGUGGCGGCGGGAACGGGCGUCGGCGGCAUCUUCACUGCGAUGCUGUUCGGGUCCAGAGACCAGACCCGCCCGAUUAUGAAGGCGGAGGAGACGUGGCAGUUUCUCGCCGACAACGGGAAGCGGUUCUACAGGUCGUCGGGGAACGGCGCCGGCGGGUUUCUGAAGCGGGCUUUCAAGUCCGGGUCGUCCGGGUCGGGUUCGGCGACGGGCGGGUUGGAGAAAGCAAUGAAAGAGACGUUCACGGAGAAAGGACGGCAGUUGACUCUUAAAGACACAUUGAAGCCCGUUUUGAUCCCUUGCUACGACCUGUCCAGCACGGCGCCGUUUCUCUUCUCCAGGGCGGACGCUCUCGAGACCGACAGCUUCGAUUUCCGGCUGUGGGAGGUUUGCCGGGCGACGUCGGCCGACCCGGGGAUGUUCGAACCGGCUCAAUUAAGGUCAAUCGACGGUCGGACCAAGUGUUUGGCGAUCGACGGCGGGCUAGCGAUGAGCAAUCCGACCGCGGCGGCGAUCACGCACGUGCUACACAACAAACAAGAAUUCCCUUUCGUCCGCGGCGUGGAAGAUUUGCUAGUGCUAUCCCUUGGCACGGGCCAGCUGCCUGAAGUCAGCUACGAUUACGAACAGGUGAAAACGUGGAGGGCCAAGCACUGGGCUCGACCCAUGGCUCGAAUUGCCGGCGAUGUCUCCGCAGAUUCGGUGGACCAGUCGGUGGCCAUGGCUUUUGGUCAAUGUCGGAGCAGUAACUACUUGAGAAUUCAGGCAAAUGGGUCCUCCAGAGUAGGGAGGUGUGAAGGCAAUGUGGACACAGACCCUAGUCCUAAGAACGUGAAGAUGCUGUUGGGAAUGGCAGAGGAAAUGUUAAAGCAGAAAAAUGUGGAGUCAGUGCUGUUUGGGGGUAAAAGGAUAGGAGAAGAGAGUAACUUUGAGAAGCUGGACUGGUUUGCAGGUGAGCUCGUGCUGGAACACCAGAGGAGGAGCUGCAGAAUUGCUCCCACUGUUGCUUUCAAGCAAGUUACUACUCCACCCAGACCCACCACCCCCAGGAAGAAAAUUUAAUCAACCACCCCCAAAACAAACAAGGUAAAACGUAGCCUACAUAUAUUUCAAGAAAGGGAUAGCACUGAACAGAGAAGUGAAAACAACCCAUAUGAAGAUUGAAGGAAAACCCAAAAAGAAGAAAACAAACAACACAAUUAUAGGGGCCAGCUUUUGCUUUGUGGAAGGACAGGGGAGAGGGGAAAUAAAUAGGAAGAAAAGAGGCAAGAAGAGGAGUGGACUGCCCUGGGAGGAAGGGGGAAAAGGACAGGUGAAAAAAAAGAACACAGUAAAGGAAGAGGGCAUGAAUGGAUGAAAAGCUGGGGAAGAUCUUAGUGGGAUUACUUUGCCUGCUAGAGAACAGGCAUUGUGGUGUCCACUACUACCAUUCCAUUCCCCUCCUCCCUACUUUCUUCUCUAAAAUGGAGCUGCAACUACCAUGCAAAUGGAAAUGGGAAAGGGGGAAAUUCGACUGUGAUCAUGAUACAAGGGCUUUUCAGAUUGGAGGUCAAAAGAGACAUGAAGAAGUUGCAAGUGUGAAUCUCUUGAGUGUACAUUUUUCUAAAUUUUUUAUCCAGGGGAUGGUGGAGACAAAAGUACUGGUGCUAUAAUAUAUGUUCUCUGUGUCCUCUGUCUUCUUGUCUUUCUUCUUGUUAGCCUUGAAGGCCUUAUUUUAUGAAUCAUGGCAUCCCCAAAGUAUAUAAAUAUGUAUCAUGCUCUGUAUCACCACUGUAUGCGGGUAAAGACUGAGACAGAAAUGAGAGAAGACCUCUGUUAUUGGUGAAAAUGAAACGAGCGAAGACUUGUUGAUGGGUGUCGUACCUUUGGGUUUAUCUUCAACCGUGUCUCAUCAAUUGUUCUCACUUUUUGGUUUUGGGAUGGGAAUUGGAACUUAUGCCUGUUUUAUAGUGAGGCUGUGCAAAAACUUUGACUGUUACCAACAGUCUGCUAGUGCAGAUAGAGCCAUUAAUGAAGACUCCACACAGAUAGUUAAUUAUUCAGAAUGUUUUCUGAGCUCAUCUAUAGAUUCUUGCCAUACUAAACCAACAGAAAGAGUAUCUCUGGCUGCAA